GUCCCAGGAAGGUGGCGUCAGCAUCUGCAGCCGCGUCGACGUUGUCGGAGCCGCCGCGGAGGACCCAGGAGAGCCGGACUGGGACCAGGGCCCUGGGCCUCCCCAUGGAGAAGUCGGCUGCCUCAACAGAGCCCCAAGGGCCUCGGCCAGUGCUGGGCCGCGACAGCGUCCAGGUGCCCGACGACCAGGACUUCCGCAGCUUCCGGUCAGAGUGUGAGGCCGAAGCGGGCUGGAACCUGACCUAUAGCAAGGCCGGGGUGUCUGUGUGGGUGCAGGCUGUGGAGAUGGAUCGGGCCCUGCACAAGAUCAAGUGCCGGAUGGAGUGCCGCGAUGUGCCAGCUGAGACACUCUACGACGUCCUACACGACAUCGAAUACCGAAAGAAGUGGGACAGCAAUGUUAUUGAGACUUUUGACAUCGCCCGCUUGACAGUCAACGCCGACGUGGGCUAUUACUCUUGGAGGUGUCCAAAGCCCCUGAAGAACCGUGACGUCAUCACCCUCCGCUCCUGGCUCCCCAUGGGCACUGAUUACAUCAUUAUGAACUACUCAGUCAAGCAUCCCAAAUACCCACCUCGGAAAGACUUGGUCCGAGCUGUGUCCAUCCAGACGGGCUACCUCAUCCAGAGCACGGGGCCCAAGAGCUGCGUCAUCACCUACCUGGCCCAGGUGGACCCCAAAGGCUCCUUACCCAAGUGGGUGGUGAACAAAUCUUCUCAGUUCCUGGCUCCCAAGGCCAUGAAGAAAAUGUACAAGGCGUGCGUCAAGUACCCUGAGUGGAAACAGAAGCAUCAGCCGCACUUCAAGCCCUGGCUACACCCGGAGCAGAGCCCGUUGCCGAGCUUGGCGCUGUCGGAGCUGUCGGUACAGCAUGCGGACUCGCUGGAGAACAUCGAUGAGAGCGCGGUGGCAGAGAGCCGCGAGGAGCGCUCCAGCGGUGCAGGCGGGGAGGGCAGCGACGAUGACACCUCGCUCACCUGAUCAUGGCACCACCGCAGGGACCCGAGACAAGACGGGGCGGAGCCCGGGGGUGGCGGAUCCUUCCGCGCUUUCUCCCCUCCCCUACCCCCUGCACCUCCUGGGGACGCUGGGCUUAGGCCCAGGCUGGUGCUGCGGCCCGGCUGGACACAGCCCCAAUAAACGAUCCCACAGCCUCA
Messenger RNA from Equus quagga, 1156 nucleotides. It is a transcript of the gene STARD10, whose product is annotated as StAR related lipid transfer domain containing 10. The transcript is spliced from 6 exons. Gene Ontology annotation, molecular function: lipid binding. Lineage: Eukaryota; Metazoa; Chordata; Mammalia; Perissodactyla; Equidae. The coding region runs from base 105 to 980 and encodes 291 amino acids. The record is from RefSeq and is a predicted model, not a curated record.